AACGGAGACGAGAGACGCCAUUACAGGGUGGAGAAUCUCUGCUAUAAACAUAAAAUAAGAAGGAUUAUAAUCGGUAAUUUAAAGAGACACAGAUUCGGUGAGUCCAGCUGUUUAAAGAUAUUCACAUAUCAGAGCAAAUGGCUGAGAAAAUAGUUCUUGUUGAAAGUUUCCUGAACUGCCAUGUUUGUUCAGAGACUUUCAGAGAUCCUGUGUCUCUGAGCUGCAACCACAGCUUCUGUUCAAGCUGCCUGCAGAAAUUCUGGAAACAAGCUAAAAACAAAAACUGUCCCAUUUGUAAAAGAAAAUCCUCAAAAGAAUUUCCUUGGGUGAACUUUCCACUGAAGGAACUGGCUGACUCCUUUGCUGAGAGACAGAAAACUGGAUCAUCUGAGACAGAAAAAGGAGAGAAGAAGGUGGAGGUGGUGUGUAGUAAACAUGGAGAAGAGCCUAAACUGUUCUGUGAGGAUGAAGAGAGAGUUGUGUGUCCUGUCUGUGAGUUUUCUCUCCACCAGAGUCACAAGGUGGUUCCUGUAGAACAAGCAGUCAGUGACCUGAAGGACCAGCUGAGAUCUGACUUAGAGUCUCUGCAGGACAAGAGGGACAAACACAAACAAGUGGAGAAAACAUACAAUGAAAUGAUUCAACACUCCAAGAAGCAGCUGUUGUCCACAGAGAGGCAGAUCAGAGCAGAGUUCAACAAGCUCCACCAGUUCCUGAAAGAGGAAGAGGAGUCCAGACUGGCAGCUCUGAGGGAGGAAGAGGAGCAGAAGGGGAAGACCAUCAGCAGAGAGAUGAAGAUGAUUCAGGAGCAGAUCUCCUCUCUGUCAGACAGUAUCUCUGCUGUUGAAGAAGACCUGCAGAAACACAAGGUGUCAUUCCUCAGCAGUUAUAAAGCCACUCAGACCAGAGCCAGAGUCCAGUGCUCACUGUCAGAUCCACAGCUGGUCUCAGGAGCGCUGAUAGAUGUGGCCAAACACCUGGGCAACCUGUCCUUCAGAGUCUGGGAGAAGAUGAAGGACAAGGUCCACUUCAGUCCUGUCAUUCUGGACCCAAACACUGCAGCCCACUGUCUCUAUCUGUCUGAUGAUCUGACCAGUGUGAGACGUGGAGACACAAACCAGCAGCUUCCUGACAAUCCAGAGAGAAACACUAAGUAUGCAGAUGUUCUGGGCUCUGAGGGCUUCAGCUCAGGGAAACACAGCUGGGAGGUGGAGGUGGGAGACCAUCCUGACUGGACUGUAGGUUUGGUUAAAGAGUCAGUUGACAGGAAGGGAAAGCGAUCUGCCUCACCAGAAUAUGGAGAGUGGAGUUUAUCACAUCGCAGUGGAAAAUACACUCAUGGAGCUGGUGAGACUGUCAGAGUGAAGAAGAGUCUCCAGAGGAUCAGAGUCCAGCUGGACUAUGACAGGGGGGAGGUGUCCUUCUACGACCCUGAAGACAUGACUCACAUCUGCACUCACAGAGACACUUUCACUGAGAAACUCUUCCCAUAUUUCUAUAUUGGAAAGGCUGGUGAUGCUAAAACUGCUGAUAUCAAAAUCUGUCCAACUGAUAUUUCUCUGUGAUGUUGAGACAUGUUAGUGUUUGUUAAGACUUUAGUCUGACUUCACUGAGUGUCAAGAUCUCAUUUAUAUAAAUACAAACAACAGUUACAACAGAAAAUCCAUAUGUACUCCACACAGAAGCUGGAUGACGUUAUCACAUUAUAAACCUUACAGGUAUAUAAAAUGAUUUUAUCUUUGUAUAUUGUUUUUAGGCAAUUUACUUUAAAAACACGACCACAAAAAUUAUUGUUUUAAUUUAAAAUGCUUUUAAUUAAAUCAUUAAGUGUUCAGUUUUGUUUAGUUUAGCUAAUAUCUACAGAGAUGGUCUCUCCUGCUUUUGAUUUCCAUUUAUUUUAAUGUUUUUUAUCAGGAUAUUUGUUUAUGUUGUUUUCUAUACUCUGAUUGCAAUGAUGCUCUUUUGAAUACGUUUGAUCUACAAAAAAAGUGUGGCUGAGUAAUGCUUAAACUGUAUCACAUCAUCAGAAAACCAACUUUAAAAAAUCUGUUAAUUAUUCUGGUUAUCAGCAUCUGGUUUUAGUUUCUUAUAUUCUUGGGUCAUCUGAUGAGUUAUUUCAGUUUAGAUCUGUUGUUUAUCUCAGAGGGAAUAACUGGAUUGAUUGUGUGUGUUUUUUAAGAUAAAGCUUUAUUCAUCUCAGGGAAAUUGCUGUGCAGCAGUUGUAAUAUAAAGUAUGAAGAGUGUAAAUAUCAAGUGAACAAACUGCAUAUAAAGAAACCUGAAUCGACCUCAUACCUCUCUGAUGAAGACUAAAUGUUUAACUGUAACUACUGUCCCAAAUGAAUAAUGCAAAAUGAUUUCCAGCUUUGUUUAUUGUUUUCAUGCAACGUAUUGUAAAAAAAAAAAAAGGAA
Messenger RNA from Anoplopoma fimbria (sablefish), 2412 nucleotides. RefSeq names its product nuclear factor 7, brain-like. The record is from RefSeq and is a predicted model, not a curated record. Lineage: Eukaryota; Metazoa; Chordata; Actinopteri; Perciformes; Anoplopomatidae. Gene Ontology annotation, molecular function: protein binding; zinc ion binding.